Rhopalosiphum maidis (corn leaf aphid) is the source of this 353-nucleotide messenger RNA. RefSeq names its product UPF0691 protein C9orf116 homolog. Bases 24 to 305 code for a protein of 93 amino acids. NCBI's taxonomy places the organism in Eukaryota, Metazoa, Arthropoda, Insecta, Hemiptera, Aphididae. Gene Ontology annotation, cellular component: axonemal microtubule. Gene Ontology annotation, biological process: axoneme assembly. The transcript has 2 exons. The record is from RefSeq and is a predicted model, not a curated record.
GGCACGUAGUGAGUUUUUCCAACAUGGACAACAGAGACGGUAGUUCAGGUGGCACUCAGGAAAAAACGUCAGAUUUUUAUAAAACACAUAACUUACCCACCCGUUUUGAAUAUCCAGGUUUACAGAACUACAGCAAAACCAGACGAACUCCAACAAAUCUGUUCUACGCGACUACCUACAACGAUUACGGAUACUUCCCGCCAACUGUGCACACUGCGAGGAAAUGUUAUCACGGAAAGUCGCAGCGAUUCGGGCAAGAGCAGUUUAUCAGAGGAAUGUAUAGAGAUCACUCGUUGAACAUGUGAACGAUAUCUACAAUAAUAUAUCCAUAGUAAUAUAUAAAAAUAUAGACA